Echinostoma caproni is the source of this 597-nucleotide messenger RNA. The record is from the annotation of a GenBank genome assembly. Lineage: Eukaryota; Metazoa; Platyhelminthes; Trematoda; Plagiorchiida; Echinostomatidae.
CUGAAACUCUGUUUUACCUACUUUGCCAGCUUUGGUGUCCUUUCUGGGACAAUGAACACAGAAUAUGUUGGUGUUGUUGAUGCUCUCCCUUACUUCGAUAAAGGCUAUGACGACCCAGGGAUUCGAGAAGCAGCUGCUCUGCUUGUUGAAGAGGAGAUGAAACGAUACAGACCAACUAAAAAUUACCUCGAACACUUACCCUCAUUAUCCGGUCCAGUUGUUCCAAAAUUUGAAACAGAAAUGAUAAAGGCGGAAUUCGAUCGACUAUCCAACCGUCUUCCUAUGGAACUACUGAGUAUGAAACGAUAUGAACUACCGCCACCUCCUGCGGGUAAAAUGACCGAUGUGAAAGCCUGGCAGGAUGCUGUAGAAAACGCGGAGGCUCAGUUAGAACACCAGGCGACGAGGAUAAAAAAUCUGGAGUUAAUGGCGCAGUAUGGUUGCAAUGCAUGGAAGCAAUACAAUAAUAUGGCAGUUUUGUUGCUUAUAGUCAACGUGGUGUUCGACCCUCAUUUUCCACUGUUCGUUGUGCUAUUCAUUUGCCACAUGUGUAGUUUCCCCAAGCAGAAAUUGUUUCGUCACGCCCAACUCCGUUAA